Frieseomelitta varia is the source of this 2491-nucleotide messenger RNA. Its product is annotated as dnaJ homolog subfamily B member 6-like. The record is from RefSeq and is a predicted model, not a curated record. The coding region runs from base 328 to 1311 and encodes 327 amino acids. The transcript has 8 exons. Gene Ontology annotation, molecular function: Hsp70 protein binding. NCBI's taxonomy places the organism in Eukaryota, Metazoa, Arthropoda, Insecta, Hymenoptera, Apidae.
UCAGUUUUCACCGGGCCGCUCACGCUCAAUCACGCGUGCUCUCCAUUCUCACUUCCUGCCUGUGAGCCGCCUCUUCUGUGCGUGGCGCGUGCAUGCGUGUGCGUGCGUGUGUAUGUGUAUCGAUUUAAUCGCUUCCGCCAUUGUCGCGGCAGCGUGUUGACUCCAUUUAAAAUUCAAAGCCGAUCGCCUAUUCAAAAUGAAAACGAGUUCGAGAACGACACUCGAUAUGAUUCAAUAGCGAAUUGAAGAGAUGCGCGACGUUGACAGAGAAGAAGCAUGCGUGUGGUUGCCUAAGACCCAACAGACCGAGUGCAAGCACUGUGAACGAUGGUUGACUAUUACAAGAUACUGGAAGUGCAACGGAACGCCACCAGCGGGGAUAUCAAAAAGGCAUAUAGAAAAUUGGCAUUGAAAUGGCACCCGGACAAGAACCCUGACAACCUGGAGGAGGCGAACAAAAGAUUCAAAGAGAUAUCCGAGGCGUACGAGGUAUUAAUCGAUGAUGCGAAGAGACGAACCUACGACCAACGAUUGUAUCAGAAGGCGUCCUCGAGGCCCGGCCGUGGAUUCACCUAUCGGAGUUUCUUUGACUCUCCUUUCCAGCGAUAUUUCGAGAAGAAAAGGAGGGUCUACGAUCAAUAUGGAAAAGAGGGACUUCAAAUGCCCGGUGCUAAGAGGCGACACAAGGACGAUUUUGAACCGCACUUUGCCGGCACCUUCAUGUUCAGAGAUCCUGAGGAAGUAUUUAAGGAAUUCUUUGGUGGUACUUCUUUCGAGGAUUUAUUCUCCGACCUUAGCGAAGUUGGUAUACGCUUCGGAUCCAACAGGCAUAGCCAUCCAAGCAGUAACAGCAUUAGCACGUCAUUCUUUGGCCCAUUAGGAGUUUCUCACUUCGGUUUUUCACCAUUCAACAACUUGUUUGAAGGUUCGUCAGGAAACUUCACCUCGUUCAAUACGUAUGCGAGUUACGGUGGGAGCAGCGUUGGCGGUGCUGUGAAACGGACAAGUACUUCAACUCGAUUCAUCAAUGGCAAAAAGAUCACCACCAAAAAGGUUUUCGAAAACGGGAAGGAAACAAUAUUGUCGUACGAGAACGAUGUGCUGAAGUCGAAGACGGUGAACGGCGUGCCACAAUCAAUAACGUUUGACGAGUCAUCGACGAGUCGCCAGCUGACCGACAGUGCCAGCGAUAUCUCGAUGGCUGGCCAGAACUCGAGAACAGUCCAUGGUGAUCAUCAGAAGGCUAGCAGAAUAAAGACGCACCAUCAUCCACUUCUCACUAAGAAGCACGAUAAGAGUAAGAAAAAGUAGAGGCAACACUCUUGCAGCCUUCUCUCAUUCGUUACUUUUUGUCUGUAUCUUUUUUCAUUUUAGUCCUUUUAUUUUAUUAUCCACUUUUCUUUUCGAAUUAAACGCAUACAUAUGUGAACAUUACAUUGCAUACGUAUACAUGUAUCAUUCACGGAACUCUGAUUGUUGUACAAUAUAUCAUUUUCCGCAACGUUGCUUUUGCUAUUGUUCACAUAAUCGGGAUUGAGAAAAAAAAAAUGAAAAACUCUACGUGGCUUAGCUCCGACUGACCACAAAUGUUCGAUUUGAUCAAUAAAAAAAAAAAAAAAAUUCGCUGCAAAAUUCGUUGUAAAGAUUUUGCAUCGAAAGUGGUGUGUUUAAUUGAUUCUUGUUUGCGAUUGAGAGAAUGUGUGUAUGUGUGUGUGUGUGUGUGAGAGAGAGAGAGAGAGAGCGCGCGAGAGAGAAAGAGGGAAAAGGCCCUUCUUUCUACAAAGGAACAGAAAGAAAUUGUUAUUACAGAACAUUCUGUUGCGUUUUAUAGAUAGCGUCGUUUCCGUUCAAAUUUUGGCGUGUUACGUUUAAUCUGGUAAGUUUCGCUUAUCCUAGAUUCCUUAGAAGGUUAAUUUACACUAUGUCGUAAGUUAUAUAACUGCUAGAUUUUUAUUUGUAAGCCGCACGAAUUUCAAACAUCUACACAUAUACACAACAAACAAACAAACACCCACAUAUACAUACAUACAUACACACACACACACACACGCAGAGAUACCUCGACUGAAUUUGAUAGAAUUUAAAUUGUUAAAACAUACGCGUACACAUUUUAUUUUUUAUGCGAAUAGACACAACACAUACACAUGAGGAUGAAUUUCAUCACACGUAUAUUUGUUUAAGGCAUCACGAUCGACUUGCAGUCAUAACAAGUGCUCUUAAAGGAUAAAAUUGUAUUACGACAAAUUUUACUACAGUGGAUCUUUUCCAUCUUUUGUUUUCGAGAAUCGCGGUGAAACAUUCACGAUGGAAGAAAUGUGUUCCUCUUAUAUUUUUUCUUUUCUUUCUGAUCGAUCCGCAAGGAAAGAACUAAACUACAUGCAGGGCUAAGUUUUUCUGUUGCGGAAAUGUUUCCUCAUAAGCAAACUUAAAUGUCGUAAUCCUAUUUGUUUCUCUUAGUUAGUUUCUUGCGUAUGUGUAUAUAAUGAUAAGG